AUGUCAUUACUCAAGAGGUCCAUCAAGGCCCUACAGGUGCCGACAGAACCUGGUCUGACGACGGCGGAGUUAAUGUUAACGAAUGAAGAUCUAAAGCCAGUCGAGCCGGAGCGUCGCCAAUGGAGAUGGCUUAACUUUGUAGCUUUCUGGAUUGCAGAUUCGCUGAAUGUCAAUACAUGGAUGAUUACCUCGUCCAUGAUUGUGGAUGGGCUCUCCUGGUGGCAGUCCUGGCUCUGCGUCUGGGCCGGUUAUACAAUAUCAGGUAUCUUUGUCGUAGCCAUGGGCCGCAUUGCAACCAUCUAUUACAUUCCGUUCGCAGUGGCCAACCGAGCAUCCUUUGGCAUAUGGGGUUCAUUCUGGCCGAUUAUCAAUCGCGCGGCAAUGGCUGUCAUUUGGGCAAUGUGUGACUCUGAUGAUCCAGCCAUUUGGCCCAGCUACGUGAAUAUCCCCAAUAACAUCCCAGCCAGUUCAGGCGUCACCACCAUGGAGUUCACCAGCUUCUUUUUGUUCUGGCUAGGGUCGCUCCCCGCCCUAUGGUUUCCUAUCUAUAAGAUCCGACACCUCUUUACGGCGAAAGCAUACUUUUCACCUGCCUGCGCAAUUGCUUUCUUCAUCUGGGCGAUUGUUCGCGCCCAUGGAUUGGGCCCUAUCAUCCAUCAGCCCAAUACUGCGCAAGGAAGCGACUUAGCAUGGGCUGUGGUGAAAAGCAUUAUGAACUGCAUUGCCAAUUUCGCCGCUUUGAUCAUCAAUAACCCUGACUUUAGCCGAUACGCACGUCAUCCAAAAGAUGCGAUAUGGCCACAGUUGAUCACGAUCCCAGUGGGCUUUGCCGUCACGUCGUUUAUCGGAAUCGUGGUAACUUCAUCUUCAUCGGUGAUCUUCGGCGAGGCGGUUUGGAAUCCUCUCACUUUGCUAGGAAUGUUCUUGCAAGACGCCAGUUCGGCGGAACGGUUCGGGGUGUUUGUGAUCGCCGCUGGCUUUGCGUUGGCUCAGCUAGGAACCAAUAUUGCAGCCAACUCUGUAUCCGCUGGAACAAAUCUCUCGGCCUUGCUCCCUAGAUUUUGCACCAUUCGCCGAGGAGCGUACGUGUGUGCAGCUAUUGGUCUGGCUAUGUGCCCGUGGAACCUGGUGGCAUCUUCUGCAAAAUUCACGGUCUAUCUGUCAUCCUAUUCGGUAUUUCUAUCUUCGAUCGCCGGGGUCAUGGUCAGCGACUACUAUUUGGUCCGUCGCGGCUACCUGGAAAUCCCGGCUCUGUAUAGUGCUGAAAAGAACGGCCCGUACUAUGGCACGUGGGGUGUUUCCUGGAGGGGCUAUACGGCUUACAUAUGUGGCAUACUGAUCAAUGUUGUGGGCUUUGCUGGCGCCGUUGGUGCGGAUGUACCGGUGGCGGCGGAAUACAUCUACAACAUCAAUUAUUUGUCCGGCUUCUUGGUGGCUGCCGCUAUAUACUGGGCCUUGGCAAAGGCUUUCCCCAUUCCAUGCACUAGCGAUACAUGGAACGAGGUACCAUAUUCUGGAGAGGCGACGCAUGCUGAUGGAAAGGAUAUCAAACAAGUGGAGGAGGUAGAGGAUGUAAGAGCGGCAGUGUAA
Molecule: messenger RNA, 1590 nt
Organism: Aspergillus nomiae NRRL 13137
Lineage: Eukaryota; Fungi; Ascomycota; Eurotiomycetes; Eurotiales; Aspergillaceae
Product: nucleobase cation symporter-1 family protein
Exons: 5
Coding region: 1-1590 (529 amino acids)
Biological process (GO): nucleobase transport; transmembrane transport
Cellular component (GO): plasma membrane
Molecular function (GO): nucleobase transmembrane transporter activity
Source: RefSeq, a predicted model, not a curated record